This is a messenger RNA of Populus trichocarpa (black cottonwood), 1004 nucleotides long. RefSeq lists its product as uncharacterized. The transcript has a single exon. The coding region runs from base 295 to 849 and encodes 184 amino acids. The record is from RefSeq and is a predicted model, not a curated record. NCBI's taxonomy places the organism in Eukaryota, Viridiplantae, Streptophyta, Magnoliopsida, Malpighiales, Salicaceae.
UGAAAAAUAUCCUAUUCGGAGUCACAAAAGCAACUUCUCCUUCUCUCUCUUGAAUGUUUUUUCAUAAAACAGAAACCCUCUCUCUGGUUUUUUUUUUCUUUUCUUCUUAAAUUAAACUCGGCGUCCAUCUCCAUCCACCGUUUAACAUUUCAUCUCUCCUCCCUUGAUCCGAUCUGCCUGGCCUCAACAGUUUUCCCUUUGUAAUUUUGUUGAAUCCCAACUGCGUCUAGGGUUUUGAUUUCAUUGCAAUCAACAAUAUCAAGGGUUUCUAGAUCUCAAAUUUGAUUUGAUUCAAUGUCAGAGGGUGGUUAUGCUAUUGAGCUUUAUUUCGAUCCAGCACUUGAAAACCAGGUGCUCAAGGCCUGGAACGUGCUGGCUCGACGCCAAAUAAGCAGCCAACUUAUUGAAAUCGAGUCUCGACCUCACAUAACCCUUUAUUCAACUCCCUUUAUUGAUCCCACUAAGCUUGAAUCAAUCAUCAAGACUUUCGCAUCUAAGCAAGAACCAUUGCCCUUAUCUCUCUCCACCAUUGGUUGCCUUCCAAAUGACAACAAUAUUCUCUUUUUAGCCCCCACGCCUUCGCUUUCCCUUCUUCAAUUCCAUUCUCAGUUGUGUGAUGCAAUGAGGAAGGAGGGGAUUGAGAUCAGUGAAGAAUAUCGCCCGGACAAUUGGAUUCCUUAUUGUGCAGUGGCUCAGGAUGUCCCCAAGGCAAGGAUGGGUGAGUCUUUAUGUGUUUUGAGAGAUUUGAAGUUGCCUGUUGCUGGGUAUGCAAUGGAUAUUGGGUUAGUGGAGUUUUCUCCCGUUCGUGAGUUCUUUUCGUUCGUGCUUGGUAAUACAUUAGAAGGAUGAUGGUUUUUUCUUUCUUUUUUAUGGAAUUAAUUUGAAGGUGUUACAUUUACAUCUUCUCGUUUAAUAUCAAGUUUGCUAGUUUAUAGCAUACUAGAUAAUUUGCAUGUUGUGUUUAUGAUGAUAGUUCCUAGAUGAAAGUCCUACUCGUUUACAUC